CUCUUCUCAACUCUUUAAUAUAACCCUAACCCAAAAUAAAGAGAAGCAGCUUACAAGUAUCGCCGCCAUUACAAUUCCGACUAAACACUAUCGUAUAAAAAUUAACAUUUUACACCAACGGACACCAAAGGUAACUCCAACGGAUAAAC
This is a messenger RNA of Racocetra persica, 149 nucleotides long. The record is from the annotation of a GenBank genome assembly. NCBI's taxonomy places the organism in Eukaryota, Fungi, Glomeromycota, Glomeromycetes, Diversisporales, Gigasporaceae.